UGACCAGAUGAACAAAGUGCAAAGACGCCGAGUCGCUCCUCCCUCCCAUCGUCGUCCGUCCCAAACUCAAGAUGGCGCAGCAAUUCGUCCAGGCUAAAAUCAAAGGAGAUAAAGUGGUUUUGUUCAUUAAGCCAACAUGCUCGUACUGUAUCACAGCAAGGGAAGUUCUAUUGAAGUACAAGUUCAAGCCAGGACAUCUGGAAUUUGUUGACAUCAGCGGACGUCAAGACAUGAAUAGCAUGCAGGAUUACUUCCUGGAACUCACCGGGGCCCGCACCGUCCCACGGGUGUUCAUCGGAGAGGAGUGUGUCGGUGGUGGCAGUGAUGUGGCUGAGCUGCAUAAGAGUGGCAAACUGGAGGGAAUGUUGCAGUCCAUUGGGGUUCUCCAGUGACUUCCCAUAAACUGUCAGGUGACGUCACAUGACCGUGCAGCGAGACUUGCGUAAUUUGCGUCGCCGUUGCUGGUACUCGUUGAGCUCCUGCAGAUACCCUCUGGAUGGCCAUCGAAGCCUCUCCACCUGCUCCCGCUCCUCUUCUGGAACACACACACACACACACUGCUGUUUACAGUCUCGCGUCCAUGUUGCUGUAUCCCAAUCAGGAAGGCACAGAUUUGUUUUUGCUUCUUUGUGGUCGCUCUCUCUCUCUCUUGACCUUUGACCUUUGCCCUUCAGUGCCAUCUAAAGACUAAAAAUAAACCUUGUGUGUGUGUAAGGGAUGAUAAUAAAUGAUACCACUGAAUCGA
This is a messenger RNA of Hippocampus zosterae (dwarf seahorse), 745 nucleotides long. RefSeq names its product glutaredoxin (thioltransferase) (gene glrx). The coding region runs from base 72 to 392 and encodes 106 amino acids. The transcript is spliced from 3 exons. NCBI's taxonomy places the organism in Eukaryota, Metazoa, Chordata, Actinopteri, Syngnathiformes, Syngnathidae. The record is from RefSeq and is a predicted model, not a curated record.